CCGCCGCCGCCGCCGCCGCCGCGCCCGCGGCACCAUGACCGCUGCGAGCACUGGGGUUACAGACUGCAGUCUUGUACUGGCUCCCCCAAGCUAACUUCAGCAUGCUCAAACGGAAGCAGAGCUCCCGGGUGGAGGCCCAGCCGGUGACGGACUUCGGUCCCGAUGAAUCUUUGUCAGACAACGCUGACAUACUCUGGAUUAACAAGCCAUGGGUUCACUCUUUGCUGCGCAUCUGUGCCAUCAUCAGCGUCAUUUCCGUCUGUAUGAACACGCCCAUGACGUUCGAGCACUACCCUCCUCUGCAGUAUGUGACUUUCACUCUGGAUACUCUGCUGAUGUUUCUCUACACGGCAGAGAUGAUAGCAAAAAUGCACAUCCGGGGUAUUGUCAAGGGGGAUAGUUCCUAUGUGAAAGAUCGCUGGUGUGUUUUUGAUGGAUUUAUGGUCUUCUGCCUUUGGGUUUCAUUGGUGUUACAGGUAUUUGAAAUUGCUGAUAUAGUUGACCAGAUGUCACCCUGGGGCAUGUUGCGGAUUCCAAGGCCACUGAUUAUGAUUCGGGCGUUCCGAAUUUAUUUCCGAUUUGAGCUACCAAGGACCAGGAUUACAAACAUUUUAAAGCGAUCGGGAGAACAAAUAUGGAGCGUUUCAAUUUUCCUACUUUUCUUUCUACUUCUUUAUGGAAUUUUAGGAGUUCAGAUGUUUGGAACAUUUACCUAUCACUGUGUAGUAAAUGACACAAAACCAGGAAACGUAACCUGGAAUAGCUUAGCUAUCCCAGAUACGCACUGCUCACCAGAGCUGGAGGAAGGCUACCAGUGCCCCCCAGGAUUUAAAUGCAUGGAUCUGGAAGACCUGGGACUUAGCAGGCAAGAGCUGGGCUACAGUGGCUUUAAUGAGAUAGGCACCAGCAUAUUCACAGUCUACGAGGCUGCGUCCCAGGAAGGCUGGGUGUUCCUCAUGUACAGAGCCAUUGACAGCUUCCCGCGAUGGCGGUCCUACUUCUACUUCAUCACACUCAUCUUCUUCCUGGCCUGGCUUGUGAAGAAUGUUUUCAUCGCUGUCAUCAUCGAAACAUUUGCAGAGAUCAGGGUACAGUUUCAACAGAUGUGGGGAUCGAGGAGCAGUACGACGUCAACAGCCACCACCCAGAUGUUUCAUGAAGACGCUGCUGGUGGCUGGCAACUGGUAGCUGUGGAUGUCAACAAGCCCCAGGGACGUGCCCCAGCCUGCCUCCAGCAAAUGAUGCGGUCGUCCGUUUUCCACAUGUUCAUCCUGAGCAUGGUGACUGUGGAUGUGAUAGUGGCCGCGAGCAACUACCACAAAGGAGAAAGCUUCAGGAGGCAGUACGACGAGUUCUAUCUCGCAGAGGUGGCUUUUACAGUACUUUUUGAUUUAGAAGCACUUCUGAAGAUAUGGUGUUUGGGAUUUACUGGAUAUAUUAGCUCAUCUCUCCACAAAUUUGAACUACUACUCGUAAUUGGAACUACUCUCCAUGUAUAUCCAGAUCUUUAUCAUUCUCAGUUCACAUACUUUCAGGUUCUUCGGGUAGUUCGACUUAUUAAGAUUUCUCCAGCACUGGAAGACUUUGUGUAUAAGAUAUUCGGUCCUGGAAAAAAGCUGGGGAGUUUGGUUGUAUUUACUGCCAGCCUCCUGAUCGUAAUGUCAGCAAUUAGUCUGCAGAUGUUCUGCUUUGUUGAAGAACUGGACAGGUUUACAACGUUUCCGAGGGCAUUUAUGUCCAUGUUCCAGAUCCUCACCCAGGAAGGAUGGGUAGACGUGAUGGACCAAACUCUGAAUGCUGUGGGCCACAUGUGGGCUCCUGUGGUGGCCAUCUAUUUCAUUCUGUACCAUCUCUUUGCCACUCUGAUCCUCCUGAGUUUGUUUGUUGCUGUUAUUUUGGACAACUUAGAACUUGAUGAAGAUCUAAAGAAGCUUAAACAAUUAAAGCAAAGUGAAGCGAACGCGGACACCAAAGAGAAGCUCCCUUUGCGACUUCGAAUCUUUGAGAAAUUUCCAAACAGGCCGCAAAUGGUGAAAAUCUCAAAGCUUCCUUCAGAUUUUACCGUUCCUAAAAUCAGGGAAAGUUUCAUGAAGCAGUUCAUUGAUCGUCAGCAACAGGACACCUGCUGCCUCUUACGAAGCCUUCCGUCCACCUCUUCCUCAUGUGAUCACUCCAAACGGUCUGCAGUCGAAGACAACAAAUACAUCGACCAAAAACUUCGCAAGUCCGUUUUCAGCAUCAGGGCAAGGAAUCUUCUAGAAAAGGAGACUGCAGUCACUAAAAUCUUAAGCAAGAGGCCAUUACAGAGGAGCUCACCUAUUAGCAUCUGUGGCUGUGUCCCCUUUGGAGGAUUUCAUCGUCACUCUCCUAGCAUCAGAGCCUGCACUCGACAACGCAUGCUGAGUGGAUCAUUUGAGGGGCAGCCUGCAAAGGAAAGGUCAAUUCUCAGUGUGCAGCAUCAUAUCCGCCAGGAGCGCAGGUCACUGAGACACGGAUCCAACAGCCAGAGGAUCAGCAGGGGGAAAUCUCUCGAAACCCUGACUCAAGAUCAUUCCAAUACAGUGAGAUAUAGAAACGCACAACGAGAAGACAGUGAAAUCAAGAUGAUCCAGGAAAAAAAGGAACAAGCAGAAAUGAAAAGGAAAGUGCAGGAAGAGGAGCUGAGAGAGAAUCACCCCUACUUCGACAAGCCGCUGUUCAUCGUUGGACGGGAGCACAGGUUCAGAAACUUCUGCCGGGUGGUGGUCCGGGCACGCUUCAACGCAUCUAAAACAGAUCCCGUCACAGGAGCCGUGAAGAAUACCAAGUACCAUCAGCUUUAUGAUUUACUGGGAUUGGUGACUUACCUGGACUGGGUCAUGAUCAUCGUGACCAUCUGUUCCUGCAUUUCCAUGAUGUUUGAGUCCCCCUUUCGAAGAGUCAUGCACGCCCCGACGUUGCAGAUUGCUGAGUACGUGUUUGUGAUAUUCAUGAGCAUCGAGCUGAAUCUGAAGAUUAUGGCAGAUGGCCUCUUUUUCACUCCAACUGCUGUCAUCAGGGACUUUGGUGGAGUCAUGGACAUAUUUAUAUAUCUUGUGAGCUUGAUAUUUCUCUGCUGGAUGCCCCAAAACGUGCCUGCCGAAUCGGGAGCUCAGCUUCUAAUGGUUCUCCGGUGCCUGAGACCUCUGCGGAUAUUCAAACUCGUGCCCCAGAUGAGGAAAGUGGUUCGAGAACUUUUCAGCGGCUUCAAGGAAAUUUUCUUGGUCUCCAUCCUUUUGUUGACAUUAAUGCUAGUUUUUGCAAGCUUUGGAGUUCAGCUUUUUGCGGGAAAACUGGCCAAGUGCAAUGAUCCCAACAUUAUUAGAAGGGAAGAUUGUAAUGGCAUAUUCAGAAUUAAUGUAAGUGUGUCCAAGAACUUAAAUUUAAAACUAAGACCUGGAGAGAAAAAGCCUGGAUUUUGGGUGCCCCGUGUUUGGGCAAAUCCUCGGAAUUUUAAUUUCGACAAUGUGGGAAAUGCUAUGCUGGCGUUGUUUGAAGUGCUCUCCCUGAAAGGCUGGGUGGAAGUGAGGGAUGUUAUUAUUCAUCGUGUGGGGCCGAUGCAUGGGAUCUAUAUUCAUGUUUUUGUAUUCCUGGGCUGCAUGAUUGGACUGACCCUUUUUGUUGGAGUAGUUAUUGCUAAUUUCAAUGAAAACAAGGGGACAGCUCUGCUGACUGUAGAUCAGAGAAGAUGGGAAGAUCUGAAGAGCCGACUGAAGAUAGCACAGCCUCUUCAUCUCCCACCUCGCCCGGAUAAUGAUGGAUUUAGAGCUAAGAUGUACGACAUAACCCAGCAUCCGUUCUUUAAGAGGACAAUUGCCCUGCUUGUCCUGGCCCAGUCGGUGCUGUUGUCCGUCAAGUGGGACGUGGAGGACCCCGUGACGGUCCCUUUAGCAACCAUGUCUGUUGUGUUCACCUUCAUCUUCGUUCUGGAGGUUACGAUGAAGAUCAUAGCAAUGUCACCUGCCGGCUUCUGGCAAAGCAGACGAAACCGAUACGACCUGCUGGUGACAUCGCUUGGCGUGGUCUGGGUGGUACUUCACUUUGCCCUCCUGAACGCAUAUACCUACAUGAUGGGUGCCUGUGUGAUUGUCUUCCGGUUUUUCUCUAUCUGUGGAAAGCAUGUGACGCUGAAGAUGCUGCUCCUGACGGUGGUCGUCAGCAUGUAUAAGAGCUUCUUCAUCAUCGUAGGGAUGUUCUUACUGCUCUUGUGUUACGCUUUUGCCGGAGUUGUUUUAUUUGGCACUGUGAAAUACGGAGAGAACAUUAACAGGCAUGCCAACUUUUCUUCAGCGGGAAAAGCCAUCACGGUACUCUUCCGAAUUGUCACAGGCGAAGACUGGAAUAAGAUUAUGCAUGACUGUAUGGUCCAGCCUCCCUUUUGCACUCCAGAUGAAUUCACAUACUGGGCAACAGACUGUGGAAAUUAUGCUGGGGCGCUUAUGUAUUUCUGUUCAUUUUAUGUCAUCAUUGCCUACAUCAUGCUAAAUCUGCUUGUAGCCAUCAUUGUGGAGAAUUUCUCCUUGUUUUAUUCCACAGAGGAGGAUCAGCUUCUAAGUUAUAACGAUCUUCGCCACUUUCAAAUCAUAUGGAAUAUGGUGGAUGAUAAACGAGAGGGUGUGAUUCCGACUUUCCGGGUCAAGUUCCUGCUGAGGCUGCUGCGGGGGAGGUUGGAGGUGGAUCUGGACAAAGACAAGCUCCUAUUUAAGCACAUGUGCUACGAAAUGGAGAGGCUGCAUAACGGUGGUGACGUCACUUUCCACGACGUCCUCAGCAUGCUCUCCUACCGGUCGGUUGACAUCCGGAAGAGUCUGCAGCUGGAGGAGCUGCUGGCCAGGGAGCAGCUGGAGUACACUAUCGAGGAGGAGGUGGCCAAGCAGACCAUCCGCAUGUGGCUGAAAAAGUGCUUAAAGCGCAUCAGAGCUAAACAGCAACAAUCUUGUAGCAUCAUCCACAGCCUGAGAGAGAGCCAGCAGCAGGAGCUGAGCCGCUUCCUGAAUCCUCCCAGUAUCGAGACCACCCAGCCCAGUGAGGACAUGAACGCUAACAGUCAGGAUAAUAACAUGCAACCGGAGACCAGCAGCCAGCAGCAGCUCCUGAGCCCCACGCUGUCCGACCGAGGGGGCAGCCGGCAGGACGCCGCGGACCCCGGGAAACCCCAAAGGAAGUUCGGGCAGUGGCGGCUGCCCUCAGCACCCAAACCAAUAAGCCACUCCGUGUCUUCGGUCAACUUGCGAUUUGCAGGGCGCACAACUAUGAAAUCUGUAGUGUGCAAAAUGAACCCCAUGCCCGACACGGCGUCGUGUGGUUCGGAGGUUAAGAAGUGGUGGACCCGGCAGCUGACGGUGGAGAGCGACGAAAGUGGCGAUGACCUUCUGGAUAUUUAGGCGGGGGACUCAGUGCAGAGCAGGGUCUCAUGGGGAACCCUGUUCUGUGACAUUUUUC
Lontra canadensis (Northern American river otter) is the source of this 5460-nucleotide messenger RNA. It is a transcript of the gene NALCN, whose product is annotated as sodium leak channel, non-selective. The transcript is spliced from 45 exons. Gene Ontology annotation, biological process: monoatomic ion transport; transmembrane transport. Lineage: Eukaryota; Metazoa; Chordata; Mammalia; Carnivora; Mustelidae. Bases 102 to 5402 code for a protein of 1766 amino acids. Gene Ontology annotation, cellular component: membrane. The record is from RefSeq and is a predicted model, not a curated record. Gene Ontology annotation, molecular function: monoatomic cation channel activity.